UUCAUAUGCCAUAUAUUUGUUUUGAGAAAAACUAAUUUCAAAGUUUACUGCAUUUAUGCAAAACAUACAAAUCUACUAGUUAUAUUAACUGGAAAAUACUUCAAAUAUAAGUCAGAGAGUGGAUAUCACUAGAACUAGAGCAGAUAUUGCAAAACUAACCGGAAAUUAAGAAUAUUUCAAAAUGUCAAAAUUGGUGUACGGAACAUUUAAGAGUGACACCGACGAUAUGUUUACUUUUUAAGCCCACGUUUGUUUUGUUUUGAUUUUAAUUCGUAACAAUUUGCACUAUUCUACCUAAUAGGACCGAUACACUUUGUUAAUUUGGAAUAAUAUCAAAAUGAGUGGGGCAGAAAAAGGCAAUCAUAAUUAUGAAAAAUCCUUACACACCGUUGAAGAAAAACAAAACAACAUCGAUAAUUUCAUCAAAUUUCAAAUGCACCAAGUCAAUAAUGCAGAUUUAAAUGUGAAUGCCUUACAGCAAGCAGUGACUACUGUCAGCAUCGACGAUCUCUUUGAAAUACUGGAAAAGAAUUUUGAAUCGUAUCGAAACAUUUCAAAUUUAAAGAAUUUAUUGCCAUUUAUACACUUUAGUCUUCGUCGUUAUGUUCAUAAAGACCAUAGCAAUUUCGAUAUUGGACUAUGUCUUUAUGCUUUUUAUAAAACACACAAGGAAACCGAACAAGACUUAAUGAUAGUGGUUCAAAUAAUUCACCAGUUUCUAUAUUCUCUGAAUGUAUAUGACAGCAACGAAACAAAUGUAGCUGCAAAGGUUUUUGUGGAUCUAGCAAAACAAUUGCCAACAACAGUUGACAGAAAACUUGUGGCGAACAUUAUAGCGUGUCUUCAUUUGUAUAGAAAAAUGCACAAAGACAAUUCCGGAUUGAUCCAAAUCAUUUUGACUGAUCUUCUCGAAUGUUUAAAGACAAUUUCAGUUCAUCGAAAGACACACGUCGAUAUUCUAAUGCAACUAUUUGAUGAUUUUUGUGCCAUCAAUUCGGAUUUAUACUGUGAACCUGUUGUUAUAGCAACAAUACAGACCUUAUUAAAAUCUAGCCAAAGGGAAGAGCGAAAAUCUGCCUAUUGCUUACUUAAGAAAAUGAUCUUAUUUUUUAUAAAAUCACAGAAAGAAAAGGGUAUACUACUUUCUUCCGAUUAUUGGCAGAACAUAGAACGACAUUGGUUGAUAUAUGCAACGAUAUUGGAGAAUUUGGAAGAGAAUCAGUCCCAUUUGAUAUUGCCAUCAUUGGAUAAUCUUAAAGAUGUUAUAAACGGCAAACUACUACAGUCAUCAUGGAUGGAUAUAUUAUUUGUCAGAAUUCUUAGUCAUACCAAUAGUUUGGUUAUACGUUGGUCAAUAGAGUACUUUUUAACCACAUUUACCUCCUCCGAACUGAAUAGUCAUGUUUUGAGACAAUUUCUGGAAGUUUGCAAUUCUAAUAUGCUGUACAAUUGCGAAGGUUAUUUUCUUAAAAGAGAAAAAUUUUCGAAAUUUUUACAAGGUGAUUUGACCAAUGUCUAUGAGUUGAUAGGUGAGAUUAAUUGGAAAGCAGUGCCGUUACAUAAUUUACUGACGGUUUUAAAGAGCUACAAUAACGAAUCUGUUCGUGGAGUUACAUACGAUCAGGUAAUAAAAAUUGCUGCUAGAAUACGUGCCCUACAAGAUUACCACAUUCGACAGUCGGCACUGGCAAUUGCUAAUGAGAUUUUCGAUGGAAUCAUAGAAAAAAUGAAUAUGCGGGAAUACGUUAACUAUGUAGAGGCUCUUUGCAACCCCACGGACAAAUGCAAUGUCUUUGAGAAGCUAUAUUCAAAAGUGGACACCGUGGAGAGCAAUGAAACGGCUAGAUUAUUCGACGGACGUUUUUAUGAAAUAUUGCUCACAAAUAGUCCCUAUUAUAUGGACAAAGAAUUUAUAACUUUCCUCAAAAAACUACCAAUUGCAAUGCAUGGUUGGCUGAAAUAUCUACCAUUUCAUUUGUAUUUUGGAUAUGAUGGGAGCCUUAAAGAAUUUACCGACCUAUACAACAUAAAGAUAGAAGAUUACAACGAACUGAAACUCCCUUGUAACACUGCCGAUAGGAACGAAUAUGAUCAACAUCUCCUGUCCGCCAUAUCAUUCUACGUCCGUAAUUUAAAAUCGUUAGACAACGUAAGUGAGGAUACCUUUAGAAUCAUUUUUAAUCAUAAAUUAACGUGGAAUAUAAUUGAACGCUUAUCCAACCUGCUCAUGGAAACCCAAAGAAGUUUGAGCACUUGGGUCAUAUCUAAUUUAGUUGAUCAAAUUUUACCAUUAGAGGGUGAAUUCGCAAUUAGACCACUGGGGAUCGGGUUACUAAGAUAUUUAGAGAGGAAAGGCUGCCUUAAGGAAUACUUAACGUGUUUAAUUGAAAAACGUCCCUCCUUAAUAUUUUAUUCUCAAACCUGCGUUCUAGGAAAUCCAAUUUUUGAGUCGUGGAAUUAUGGCUGUGACGAUAUUAAGAAGGGGGAUUCCAGAAUUGAGGAAUCAUAUCGAGCGACAUUUUUGGAAAGGCCUAUUAAUACAAUGAGAAAUCUCUGGCUUUACCAAAUAAAUACGUUUGGCGGUGAAGACUAUAUUUUACAUUUAGUAAAUCAACACAAACUUAUUUCGAAAAAGAAACCGCGAUAUUUUGCAAAUUCCUAUGAACACCGCCUGAAAAUAAGAAUAGCUUUAGGUCUUGCUAAUGCCAAUAAAGAUAUUUCUUUCAUCUCUGAUGAUUUGAUGGACUCGUUGUGGUCAAUUCUGUUGGACGAAAAUAAUCAAUUAAAUAUCAGUUACUUUUAUGAGUACAUAGUGGGAACCCUAGGACCAAGUAAGGACGAAUUUCUCAAGAAAUUAAAGGCGGCACAUAGCUUAACAUCAAGUCAGCAGGUGUCAAUUUUGUCAGCACUAUUUACAUUUAGCAUGCGAAAUGCCGAUCAAUUAAACCAUGAGGACAAAAACACAGUUAUUACCGAUUUGGUGGCACUAACGAUGGGUGCUAAUUUCCAUACACGGCUAUUUGCACAGCUGGUUUUAUUCAAUCUUCUAGCGACGAAAGAAUUUCAUGAAAUACCGUAUAGAUCACAACUAAUGAAAUCAAUAGAAGUAGCAACUCAAGGCAAAUUAGAAGAACACUGCAACGACCUACGUCUUUAUUUGUACACAUUUGAUGACGCCUUUGAUGCGUGGAACCUAAUUAUGUAUGUGACAAACGCUCCAUAUGAUGAAAUUGUUAGAAAUUUCAAUGACUCGCUUGAAAUAGAAGAAAGGAUUUCAAAGUGCAAAAUAGCGUUCUCAAAGAAAGUCGAUCGAAAUGUAGAAAAUAAUUCAGAAAAUAAUAUUGUCUGUAAUCAGGUACAAAGAAAAAUGAAUCCCUCCAAAGAGGUUUUGGAGUCAAGUAAUCUAAUGGUAUACCCAGCGAAACAAACGGAUUGUCAGAUGUUUGUUAUUGCAAGUCUUAUUGACAAAUUACCAAAUCUCGGUGGAAUAGCUCGCACUUGCGAUGUUUUAGGCAUAGAAAAUCUUGUUAUGGAUACCAAGAAAGAUGUUGAAAAGAAUGAUUUUAAGAAUUUAAGUAUGACUGCAGAAAAAUCUCUUAACAUAAUGGAAGUUAAAGCAAAUGAUUUAAGAGAUUUCAUAAUUGAAAAGCAAAGAGAAGGAUAUGCUGUUGUGGGUGCUGAACAAACAUGCAAUAGUGAGAAUUUUGUAAACUUCAAAUUUCCUGAAAAAUGCAUAUUGCUUUUGGGCCAUGAAAAGGACGGCAUACCCCCUACAUUGCUAGGUCUUUUAGAUCAUGCGGUCGAAAUACCCCAAUUUGGUCAAGUACGUUCAUUAAAUGUACAUGUAACCGGAGCUUUAUUCAUGUGGGAAUAUUGCAAACAGCAUUUAGUAAAAAGUUUGUAAUCGAAAUAUAUAAGGAAUAAUAAAAGUGCAAUUAAAGUUAA
Molecule: messenger RNA, 3945 nt
Organism: Musca domestica (house fly)
Lineage: Eukaryota; Metazoa; Arthropoda; Insecta; Diptera; Muscidae
Exons: 9
Coding region: 338-3904 (1188 amino acids)
Biological process (GO): tRNA methylation
Molecular function (GO): tRNA (guanine) methyltransferase activity; RNA binding
Source: RefSeq, a predicted model, not a curated record